This is a messenger RNA of Dermacentor andersoni, 2028 nucleotides long. Lineage: Eukaryota; Metazoa; Arthropoda; Arachnida; Ixodida; Ixodidae. The record is from RefSeq and is a predicted model, not a curated record.
AUGCAUCUCGCGCUGCGUCUCGUGCAGAGAUCGCCCGGCAAAACUUCGGACCUGCGGAAAGAGGGUUUCUCCACGGCCACCGACUACUGGCUGUGCAAGCCGGCCCUCGCCGUCGUCCUGAUAGCCCUGGUGGCCGCCGUCACGUGGGCUGUGGUGAAGCGUCGUUAUUUCGCGCAAGAAGCUCUGGUGGCCCGCGUUUGCCAGUCGCGCGCGUGCCGUUAUUACGCCGACCUCAUGACUUCGGCUAUGGACGCAGACGCGAACCCUUGCGACAACUUCUACGGCCACGUCUGCGGCCGCUGGAUGCGGGCGGGCACGCCUAAUGUGGCGGACGUCAACUGGGCCCGUUUUCUGAAUGAAAGCAUGUCGCGUGUCGCCAACCGCGCUUCUUCCAGAAGCGCUGGCGACGCCAAGGACACCGGUCGCAACGCUGCUCGAUUCAUCAAGGCGUGCCUGGCACCGCUCAGACACAAUAACGUGGACGAAGUGAAGCUGGUGUUGGCAGCGGGCGGAAUGUUAUGGCCCUUCGGGCCGGGCUCUGGACAAACCGAUUUUCUCUCGGCACUCUUCUACAUGGUGCGGCGCGUCGGAGCUCCGAUAUUUUUCGAUGUCACGUGCACUGACGCUACAGAACGACUGUCCGUACUGUAUUCUCGAGACGCGACCUACGAAGCGACGUACGCCAAGCUUACGGAGCACGUGCACGUGUUACACGCCCAGGACCACUACCACGUGUGUUGCGAGGCGUUCGCUGGGCCCGGGAACCGCACUCGAUGCGAAAGGCUGUUCGAUGAUUUUGUCCAGAUGAAACGUGCUUUCGACGAUUAUUACGCCGGUCAGCUCUCGAAAGACAUCAUCAGCACAAACCUGUCUCAUCUCCAUCAUUACACACCGCGAGUUUCGGAAGCCCGGUGGAGAGCGCUGUUCGAGGUUCACUUCAACGUCACCUUGCGCGACGUCGACGGCUUAGUCAUCGAGGACCCCCGACAGUUCGCCUCGGUGUUUCGGCUUCUCGAGAGUUACGGGGAAGAGAAGAUGCUCGACCUCAUCGGAUGGCUCAGCGUCCAAGUUUUGAUCCAUUACACGAACAAAGGAUUAAUGGACAGCUUCUACCGAUUCCCCGACAUCGCGAGCAACGAGCAUCGACAGCUUUGCUUCACAACAGCCUACAUAGCCUUCGGAUACGCCGUGAACCGUAUAUUUCUGGAAGACGCCGAGGCCGCCAUAAACAGAGUGAAACGCCUCGCUCAAAACCGCAUUCGACCCGCCUUCAGGGCAAUGUUGCGGCGUGGCACUCUGCUUCGCGGGAACCCGGUGCCGGAGCCCAGCGGUGGUAAACUGGAGAUGGCCUUCGAUAUCGUCGAAGGUGCUUUCUCCAGCGAGCAGGAGGGUUCUUCCGAUGCCUUUUCCCAGGUGACGGACCACCCCCUGGCAAACAAAAUGGCGCUCUCGUCGUAUCUCAGGAGCGCCGGACCAAUCAGCGCCAGGAAGGACGCGCACGGGCCGUACUGGUCUUACAGUGCAUUCGACUCGACCUUGAUCGACGGCUUCCGCAUAAACCCGCAGCACUUCGCACUCCCUUGGUACGCUAAGGACGCCCCGCCCGGAGUCCUUCUUGGGGGCAUACUCCUGAGGCUCGCCUCGGCGCUGUUCAUGGACUACGUGGAGCGGUCGCGCAACUUCAACGCCACGUACGAGGCGAAUCGUAGGUGCCUCGAUCUCGAUCCACGAGUGCCGAGCGGGAGGGACGACAGGGACCUGCAGGCGGUCACAGCUGCUAUGAACGUCGUAGCGAGCCUGUACCAGGAAUCGCCCGCUGACUCUGCUGUCGCGCCCAUGGACAGCCCGCUGUUUUCUAGCGACGGAUUCAUGUUCGCCUUCGCGUGCUGGCUCCACUGCGGCGACGCGCAGCGCGGGAGCGUCAUGUGCAACACGCCGCUGAGGCACAACCCGCAGUUUUCUCGGGUUUUCGCCUGCCCCAAAGACUCGUACAUGAACCCGGGGUUCAAAUGCACGCUGCAAGUUUAA